AUGCAUCUCACCAACCUCACUCCCACCAUCCUCUUCCUCAGCCUCGCAGCAGAGAGAAUACUAAUGAAAAUAGCAUCCCCCGGCUGCCCCAACAACCUCUGCGGCGACAAACCCUGUCCCUCCCCAAGCACCUGCACAACCUACGCCCGCACCUCACCCUCCUCAAGCCUAACAACCUGUAUCCCCGCCCCGACCUGCCUAGGGGUAUACCAAUCCUGCUCGUUCGGCACCGGUCUCACCUGCUGCUCGGGCUACUGCGCCGCGACGAAAUGCCGGCCCACGAAUCCCAAGUGGCCGGGCUGCGCGGAGGAUUUCCAGUUGUGUGGGGGUGAUGCGGAUUGCUGCUAUAGUGGGAGUAAAUGCCUCGAAGGGAUUUGUCGGAGGGUUAACAAUGGUGCCUAA
Aspergillus novofumigatus IBT 16806 is the source of this 402-nucleotide messenger RNA. RefSeq lists its product as uncharacterized. The transcript is spliced from 3 exons. The record is from RefSeq and is a predicted model, not a curated record. Bases 1 to 402 code for a protein of 133 amino acids. NCBI's taxonomy places the organism in Eukaryota, Fungi, Ascomycota, Eurotiomycetes, Eurotiales, Aspergillaceae.